AUGGCCAAGAAGCAUGCGGAGGUCAACCCUGACGUGGUUACGUUAAUGCAUGCAUUCUUGAAUACACAUGCUAAACCUAAGCUUGCCGCGAAGCUUGCAGAUGCAUACCCAGCGCUGCGCCUCGAAGAGAAAUCCGAGCAUGCGCACGCACUCUCCGAUGCUCUGGAACAGAGUGUACGCAUGUUGCUUGAGACCCGUGGCUCGUUGCUUGGUGAUGAAUUGCUGUCCGCUUCAGGAAACGUGCUAGAGGCGGACGCUAUUGGAAAAGAAAGUGCAAAGGCACUCAAGAAGGCCAAGCGUGCCGAAAAACGUGCGCUGGAAACUGCCCCUAUUGCUGUCGAAGAGAGCAUCAUUCCAGUUGAUGAUGAUGUUGUGGCUGUGCAGGAGACAGUCGCAGUGGACUCGCCUGGACCAGUGCUAAAGAAGAAAAAGGUGCAAACCGAGCGUUUUCAGCGCGUCAAGUCGGACAAGGCAGUGUUUUUGGACGACCGACUGCGCGACAUGAGUUAUGGUGCCAAGUCUGGUACCGGCGACUAUGGCUCGAGAGCGAAUGAUGACCUGAGUAUUACAAGGGGUAAAGCGUUCACCAAGGAGAAGAACAAGAAAAAACGUGGCAGCUACCGCGGCGGCGCCAUUGAUCAGGGCUCACACUCUAUCAAAUUUACCUACGAUGACGAAUAA
This is a messenger RNA of Malassezia vespertilionis, 681 nucleotides long. It is a transcript of the gene SRP40, whose product is annotated as jun-like transcription factor. The record is from RefSeq and is a predicted model, not a curated record. Lineage: Eukaryota; Fungi; Basidiomycota; Malasseziomycetes; Malasseziales; Malasseziaceae. Bases 1 to 681 code for a protein of 226 amino acids. The transcript is spliced from 4 exons. Gene Ontology annotation, cellular component: nucleoplasm; nucleolus.